AUGCUGUUGCAUUUUAGAUUUCCACUGCGACAGUUGCGCUGCUUUCACACGGAAUUGAGUCGAAUACCAUUGACCAACGACUUAUUUGAAUUGCAAUACCUAAGAUACCAAAAUGAUCGAAACUCCAGGAAAAUAAGCCUGAUGUGGGAUUAUGAAAGGGAUAUAUGGGCUAGAUUUGGCAGAAAGCCGAUUAUACGAAGAGCAGCAGAAACCUUAAAGGAAAUGCGUGCUAGAAAACCGACGGAUCUGUAUUAUAUAUCGAAAACUUUACCAUAUUUCAAAGAAAAUGUGCUGAGCCUCCUAUAUAGCCAGGGCUGUUCUAUGUCUGGUGGACCUGGGCUAGUCCAGGAUGAAAAUAUAGCCUUUUUGAGAACGGAAGGAGCUAUAGGUGCCUUUGCCAUUACCAGUCAAUUUUUAUCAAAAUAUUUGAAUGUAAGAACAAUGUGGAUUCCUGAUCUAUAUGACAGCACAACAAUAGAAGUAUUGCAAAAUAAUGGAUUGACCAGUAUCAAGAAAUAUCCGUAUUUGAGUGAAACAUCCGCUUUCAAUGUGGAUGUCGAAAAUUGGUUUAUGACAUUACAAAAGAAUCUGAACUCAAAAGAAAACAACCAAGUGCAGGCGAUUCUUCUCAAUGGUUGUGCCCAUAAACCAUCUGGUAUAAAUGCUUCUAAGGAGGACUGGAAGAAAGUGGCAGAGGUGGUAGCAAAGCUUAAACUCAUACCAAUCCUCGAUAUGUCACAACAUGGUAUGGAAUCAGGAAGUCUCCAAAAAGAUGCAUAUGCUCUCAGGGCAUUAUUAGAUGUUAUCAAGCAAGAUCCGGACGCUUUCCCAAAUGGGGUCUAUGUUUGUCAUUCGUUGAGUAGUUCCAUUGGCUUUGAUUCAGACAUUGUCGGUUCUUUAAGUGUUCCUUUACCCAGAAGUUGCACCAUCUCUGCAAAAGGAAAUAUCAAUGAGGUGUUACAAAAUUGUUUUGAUAGUAUGUAUAAUUUACCAGCCGCAGAAGAGUUUUAUCUGGCAAAUUUGAUACUAUCACGCUCCAACCUGAAGUACAAGUGGUAUAAAGAAUUAGAAUGUCUGAUGAUAUCUUUGAAUUCUGUGAGGAAACAACUGUCCUCAGCUUUACAAGACAAGGCCAAAUUCAAUUUUGCUAAGCAUUGCGGGCUUUUUUAUAAUACCCGUCUAGAUCAAGAUCAAAUUGAGAGACUUAGACGCGAGUAUUCAGUUUAUUUGCAUCCUUCUGGCAGAAUGUCAUUGGCACCAUUUACAGACUCAAAUAUAGGUUUUAUAUGUCGCGCGCUCAAUAGCGUGAAAUAG
Molecule: messenger RNA, 1314 nt
Organism: Kazachstania africana CBS 2517
Lineage: Eukaryota; Fungi; Ascomycota; Saccharomycetes; Saccharomycetales; Saccharomycetaceae
Exons: 1
Coding region: 1-1314 (437 amino acids)
Biological process (GO): biosynthetic process; L-aspartate catabolic process
Cellular component (GO): mitochondrion
Molecular function (GO): L-aspartate:2-oxoglutarate transaminase activity; pyridoxal phosphate binding
Source: RefSeq, a predicted model, not a curated record